CAGCCGUAGAUGGCAGCAGACGAAAAUGGCAUCUUCUGUGGACGUGGAAGACGAAACUAUUUUGACCGCUGUUUUUAAGGAUUCUUUUCCAGAAUCAUGGAGGGAAAAUCCAGACUUUGCCCUAUACCUUACAGAACUGAGCUCAUAUGGAGUGGACAAAUUAUCUCGGGAGCCAGAGAGAUUAUCAGAUGACAGGUCGCAGGUUCUCCAGCAGACCCAAGAACUAGCUUUCGAUAACUACAAGACAUUCAUUGAAACGGCUGACUGCUCGAGGGAGAUUGUGGAAGAUUUUGCAGUUGUAGAGCAACACCUGAAUAACCUUUUGGACAAACUACCAGACUUCAGUGAAGGAUGCAAUCAGUUCCUGAAGGAGGCCCAACAGAUCAGCUCGAGCCGGAGAAUGAACUCCCUGACGCUUUCCAAACACACCCAACUUCUAGAGAUCCUUGAAAUACCUCAACUCAUGGAUACCUGCGUGAGGAAUGCUUACUAUGAUGAGGCCUUAGAGCUGGCAGCAUACGUCAAACGGUUGGAGAAGAAGCAUUCUAGUAUACCUGUUAUAAAGAAUAUUGUUGAAGAGGUUCAUUCUUCCAGUCAACUUAUGUUAAACCAGCUAAUCCAGCAGAUGCGUUCAGCCAUCCAGCUUCCUGCAUGCUUGCGUCUGAUUGGCUACCUCCGUCGUAUGGACCUCUUUACGGAGGCGGAGCUUAGGAUCAAAUUUCUCCAGGCCAGGGAUGCCUGGUUCCAGGGCAUACUAUCCGCGAUACCAACGGAUGAUGCUUACCAGCACAUCACAAAAGUGAUCGAAGCAAGUAGAGUCCACCUCUUUGACAUUGUAACCCAGUAUCGUGCCAUCUUUUCCGAUGACGACCCCAUCUUAUCAGCCAGUCACGAUUCUAUCACAAAUGAAGCAGCUCUCUUCCAGGGAUGGGUGGUAGAAAAGGUGUCCCAGUUCCUACACACCCUUGAGGUAGACCUUGAACACGGCAUCGGUAACCGAUUAGACUCUCUACUUGGCCAGUGUAUGUACUUUGGGUUAUCGUUCAGCCGGGUUGGUGCAGACUUCAGAGGCCUCCUAGCUCCUAUCUUCCAGAGAGCGACGCUGCACGGCUUUCUAGCAACUUUGAAAACAGCAUCAGAAAAGUUUGAGCAAGAUAUGCAGUCAUACACACCUGUUGCUUCACAAGCUUUCCUUGCUAUGUCAUCAGUGUCUAUCCCAGGCAACCAGAGUGAUGGAGCCAACAUCCCACCACCAUCCCUUAUGGAGCAUCCUCCUCUAGCAGCCUACACCAAUAGUAUACUAACGGGACUGAACGAUCUAAGGCUGUGUGCUCCUGUAGCUGUCGCACAUCACGUUUCGCAAUCACUGCAGCAAUCGCUGAACACUAUUGUCAAUGCUAUUGUUGCCUUUCAUAGAGCGGAGGAGAGUACAUUUAACCAGCGAGAGCAGGAUCAGUUCAUUUCAUUCUGUGAGGCCGCUAGCAAUCAGAUGGUUCCAUUUCUUAAUAGAUGUCUGAUAUCAUUGUUUCCACUGUCAGUCAUCGCUCAGACCAUUGGCCUAUCUACAAUUGAAUUACAGAAGAUGGGCCAUGUUGGAUCCCUCGACAUUGCCUCUAUCGUCGAGUCCCUACGAAUGCUUAUACCUCAGAAGGAAGAACCAAUCAAAGAUGUGGAAGAGGAGAAAGAGGGAAGGGAAGAGACAAAGAUUGGUGUCAUUCCUGAAGCAGCUGAAGAACAGACAGAGCAAACUGAUCAUGUCAGCGAAGAAGAGACAACGAAGGAAACAGAAGAACCAUCAGAAGAACAAGAUACUGAUACCAUCAAAGAGCCUGAAGAGGAUAAUCCCAGUUCAUGAUAAUGAUGAAUGAAUAAUAAUAAUAUAGGAUUUGUAUAGCGCACAUAUCCACCUUGCUAGGUG
Messenger RNA from Lytechinus variegatus (green sea urchin), 1918 nucleotides. RefSeq names its product conserved oligomeric Golgi complex subunit 8-like (gene cog8). The transcript has 13 exons. The record is from RefSeq and is a predicted model, not a curated record. The coding region runs from base 26 to 1855 and encodes 609 amino acids. Gene Ontology annotation, biological process: intra-Golgi vesicle-mediated transport. Gene Ontology annotation, cellular component: COG complex. Lineage: Eukaryota; Metazoa; Echinodermata; Echinoidea; Temnopleuroida; Toxopneustidae.